Molecule: messenger RNA, 4958 nt
Organism: Larimichthys crocea (large yellow croaker)
Lineage: Eukaryota; Metazoa; Chordata; Actinopteri; Sciaenidae
Gene: slc71a1-2
Product: major facilitator superfamily domain containing 14A2
Exons: 12
Coding region: 193-1665 (490 amino acids)
Biological process (GO): transmembrane transport
Cellular component (GO): membrane
Molecular function (GO): transmembrane transporter activity
Source: RefSeq, a predicted model, not a curated record
GCGAGGGCGGGUCAAUAUUUAGUCCAGGAAGACGGUUAGAAGUGAGGUGGGGAUGAGAAAUCAUCAUUAGCUUCGCUGCUAGCUGCCCCUGGCGCCGAUGUCGAUGUGUUGUGGCCGAAAUCAGUAGAUUAUUUCAGUUCCGACAGGCGCGACGAUGGCCCUCUGACACCCAAGAAUGGACAUAAGUUAACAAUGACGGGGGAGAAAAAGAAGAAAAAGCGGCUGAACCGCAGCAUUCUUCUUGCAAAGAAAAUUAUAAUAAAAGAUGGAGGAAGUCCUCAGGGAAUCGGUGAGCCAAGUGUUUACCAUGCUGUGGUGGUCAUCUUCCUGGAGUUUUUUGCAUGGGGUCUCCUUACCACCCCAAUGCUCACGGUAUUACACCAGACAUUCCCCCAACACACAUUCUUGAUGAAUGGGCUUAUCCAUGGAGUCAAGGGCCUAUUAUCCUUUCUCAGUGCUCCUCUGAUUGGAGCGUUGUCGGACGUAUGGGGACGCAAGUCUUUCUUGCUGCUUACGGUCUUCUUCACGUGUGCACCUAUCCCACUGAUGAAGAUCAGCCCAUGGUGGUACUUUGCAGUCAUCUCCAUGUCCGGCGUUUUUGCCGUCACCUUCUCUGUGAUCUUUGCCUAUGUGGCGGAUAUCACGCAGGAACAUGAGAGGAGCACAGCGUAUGGUUUGGUAUCGGCUACCUUUGCUGCCAGCCUGGUCACCAGUCCGGCCAUUGGAGCCUACCUAUCUGUGGCCUACGGCGACACCUUGGUGGUGAUCUUGGCCACAGCCAUCGCCCUGCUCGACAUCUGCUUCAUCCUGGUGGCCGUGCCGGAGUCACUGCCUGAGAAGAUGAGGCCAGCAUCAUGGGGAGCACCCAUUUCCUGGGAACAGGCGGAUCCCUUCGCUUCUCUUCGUAAGGUGGGCCAGGACUCCACGGUGCUCCUCAUCUGUAUCACAGUGUUUCUCUCCUACCUCCCCGAGGCCGGCCAGUACUCCAGUUUCUUCCUCUAUCUCAGACAGGUCAUAGGCUUCUCAUCAGAGACAGUGGCGGCCUUUAUCGCCGUUGUUGGAAUCCUCUCAAUACUAGCUCAGACGGUUGUGUUGGGCAUCUUGAUGCGUUCCAUAGGGAAUAAGAACACAAUCCUGCUCGGCCUUGGCUUCCAGAUCCUCCAGCUGGCGUGGUACGGCUUCGGCUCUCAGCCCUGGAUGAUGUGGGCUGCUGGAGCUGUUGCAGCCAUGUCCAGCAUCACUUUUCCUGCCAUCAGCGCCAUUGUGUCCCGUAACGCAGACCCUGACCAACAAGGUGUUGUCCAGGGGAUGAUUACAGGAAUUCGGGGCCUGUGUAACGGUUUGGGCCCGGCUCUCUACGGUUUUGUCUUCUACUUGUUCCACGUGGAGCUGACCGACUCAGACGGCUCUGAGAAAGGUGCCAAAUCCAACAUGGCCAACCCCACUGAUGAGAGUGCCAUCAUCCCGGGUCCUCCCUUCCUGUUCGGUGCAUGCUCAGUGCUGCUGUCUCUGCUGGUGGCCCUGUUUAUCCCGGAGCACACAGGGCCUGGCAUGAGGCCCGGCGCCUAUAAGAAGCACAGCAACGGGGCACAGAGUCACUCCCACAGCCCUCAAGGCAGUGGGGCCGAGGGCAAGGAGCCGCUGCUGGAGGACAGCAGUGUAUAACCUCAGCUAAAGGGGGGCAGACACCUUCGCUCCAACCCGACAAACCCCCCCGCACACUCGGACAGAUACACACAUUUUACCACGCGGACACACUCUCACCUCAGGCACACAUCAAGACUCAAGUGCCAUGAAGAGGUGUUUGUGUCCACAGCACAAAAGUGGGCACUCCCUUCCUUCGCAGCCCUUCUCUCUUUCUUUCUUUUUUAAAAGCGGGGUUAUCGCGAGGACUCUCUAAAGAACCCUGCGUAAAGAGAAUGUGUUGAGUAUUUUCCGGGCUGCAGUGGAAAGAUGUGUGUGACCUGGCUGAGCUGGACUGUAAUCCUUGGUUUCUAUAAAGCAGUAACAGAGUGGAGUACACAACAGCUUGCCCCCCCACCGCCCCUCUCAUGGUGCAAAACAAAAGCGAACAGAAGUGAUUUGGUUUAGAGUGUGAGUGGCGUAUAUCUCAAAUGUUACUAAACCCUUGUGUGAGUCUUCAUAUUCCUCUGUAGCAAGUGAAGUGGCAACUCCAUCUGUUUGUCCAUCGAGGGUGUAACAAACAAGUUAGUCUAACGCUCGUUCAUGAGCUAACAUCUGUUGUUGCGACUACAGCUCCGUUAAAGCACCCGGGAAGGGAAAGCAGGGGAAAGCACAGUGACUGUAUGUGCCUGCGAGGGGAGUCUCUGCAGACCUGCGUCGGAGAGACGCUGCCUAAUCUAGGUUAGGAUGGGUCGUUCAGUUCAGAUAUAAAAAGCUUGGUGAGACCACACUUUGUUUAAACAACACACUUCUUAACAGAGAGAAGUGUGCGAGAGAGACCACUUUAUUAGCUGAAAACUGUUUUUCAAUGUUUACUUGCCAUUCUCUAGAUAAGUAGUACAGUUUGGGUUGUAUAUUUUUCUCUGUUCAAACUGAAGGCUAGUUGUGCUUCAAGUUCUUAUUCAAGAAACAAAUGUUGCCUCGAAGUGACUUAAUAUAUAUAUAUGUAUAUAUAUAUAUUAAUUACGUAACCUGUAUGAAGACCGAGGUCUGAGAAGGCUCUGUAAUCUUACGCUAUCGCUCCCAUCGGAGCCGUUCCACACUUUUUAUUCCUUUUUUUUGUUUUGUUUUCAAAGCCCUUCCUGUUGCUUUGUUUCCUGACAUUUAUCACCAUCAGGGUUAAAGGCUUACAACAACCAUGGUUUUAUUUUGAUAGCCUCUGGACCAUUCGAAGCUAGAGCGCUGCUAUCAGCAUGUCAGUGUUGGCACUGACUGUUAAUACGUCGAGUCUUUGAAUUAAUAUCAUUAGGUAAAAACAGAAUAUCACUCGUGCUGCUGCUGCAAGUAGAUAAUUCAAAGUAAGCGUGAUGUAAUGUGGUAAUUGGAUAUGAACUAUGAAACGGUUUCACUGAAUCCUUGACGUGUAAGCUUCCAAACAAACAAACAGGCACUUCACAUUUCUCAAACAAUAACUAACCCCAGAUUUUUAAAAUGUGAAGCACCUCCAACUAAAACUGAGAUUCACCACAAGGAGGAGCUGUUUGACCAUUUUCAGACUAGUUCUUCAUAUGCGGCGCCACCUAUAGGCAACAAAAGUUAGUUGCAGCAGUAGUUCAGAUUCAUAAAUGGAGCGGGGGAAAACACAUGUGGUCGCCACCUACAGGCAAAGUAAGUUUGUGUUUUUUACAUUUUCCUCAAACACUUUUUUGGCUACAAAAAAGUAAAAAAUAAAUAAUUCUUAAAUCUUAAAAACAUGGAAAUAAUGAUGCCUCUAUCGCUGUGAACUAAUGCCGAUCACCAAAACAUAGAAAAUAAUUCCUAAAAAUAAAAACAAUUUAAAACAUCUUUAAAUAUUACAAGUAAAAAAAAAAAACAUUUUGAAAGCAUAAGAGCCAAAUUAGGAUUAAAAUUAUUGUCGUCCAUUCUACCCUCCAGAAGAUAUUACUUCAAUAAAUCAGGAGGACGGUGUUUGAUGUCAGAGGUUACAUUACAACAUUUAGAUUAUCGUGAACUCUGUAAUCGUCCCAGAAUUCAUUAGUAAGUUAACCAAUCAGUAAAAUAUAACGUACAUUUACAAGAGCCUCUGUCCAAACUGCAGCGUCUGUUAUUCAUUUUCUUGCCUGUAGAUGGCGCGCCUCAGCUUGUUUAAACCACUGCUGUAACUUCUUUUUUUUGCCCCUAGAGGGCGCACGUUGAACAAAAUAACCGGAGGUGUGAAGCUGCUGCAGGCGCCUGGUUUCAGGGCGUCAGUUGUUCCCUUUGUUCACCAUACUGUGUCAGCGACUGGUAAAUUAUUCUUCGUUGUUAUUGUUAAAGCGUUAAUUUAAAAAAAAAAAUGCCUCAAGUGCAUUUAAAUAGCCAAAUUACAACCUGAAAACAAACAGUGACUAACGGUGGGUUUCAUGCUGUUUAACAUCUGUCUGAAGAGAAACGUAUGUCAUAUAUAUAUUUUGUGCCAAAUUAUUAUUUUUUUUGGUUUGCUUUUUCAUACUGUUUGUGUGUGUGUGUACGUGUGCUUGCGCACUUGAGUGAUUUGGAUAUUUUUUUUGUUUUCUCGUGUCUUAAUUUCUUUGGCUGAAGAUUUAAUUUUUAAUGCUAUUUUCUUAUAGCUUUUAAAAAAAAGAAAUUGUGGCUAGAUGGUAAAUUAUCCAAUGUCCAUCUGUCAGGUUUUUUUUUUCUUCAUUUGAUAACAAGCAUUUCACUGUGUUAAGUUACAUUUGAUAAGCUUAUUUUCUUUCCCCCCAAUUUCUCAGUAGAGCAUAACAAACGUCACCGAAUGUUCCAAGCCAAGCUGUACAUGUUGACGACGCCAUACCCUCAACAUUUCUGACUUAACCUGUCUUAGUUUUUAUUAUUUCAGAGGGGGUGUUACUAGACAGGAGGCCCUUGGUGUUGAUUUUGAUCCCCAAAUAUCAUUUUUAUUUAAUUUAUCAUUUAUUGGACCAACGCAUCUGUAAACCCAUAAAUUCAGAUCCUACUUAAAUUGGUAAGAUUCUGCACCAGCCCCCAUGUGCACUCGUACAGCUUCCAAGCAGACGACUGUAAAUGUACAAAAAUCACCUGUACGUACAGCAAAUGUAUAUAUUCAUUGCUCAAGGAGACGGCCAACCUCUUGGUCUAUUUGGUUGUAUGGUGCAAUUAUUAUUCUAUAUUUCUCAAGACUUACCUGCUAGCCACUCCUGUUUUUAGUACGAUGUGGUUUGUGGCCUGAACCCCCUCUCUGUGUGCCUAAAAUUAGCCAAGAAAUGAAUAUGGCAACAUAAGUAAAUGGUGGUUAUUAUGUAAAUAUGGGAAACUAAUGAAACUAUUUAUUAAAGGUUUAUUGUACAAUGAAA